GGGUUCCGGAUAUACCCUCAUCCCGGGUUAUAUGAGCCGACUUUUCCUCCUCACCAACACCCAUCCAUCCAGCAGACUACGCAAUCAACCUCUACAUCUACAUCGCCAACAUGCCUCCCAAGCUCGCCAUCCUCGAUGACUACCAAAACAUCUCCCCCCGGCACUUCGCCCACCUAACCUCCCGCGUCGACAUCAGCUACUUCCCCGACACGCUGAACCCGCGCGAUCCCGCCCAACAGAAACAGCUCAUCCAGCGUCUGCACCCCUUCGACAUCAUCGUCGCUCAGCGCGAACGCACCCCCUUCUCUAAGGAAACCCUCUCCGCCCUCCCCAAUCUCAAACUCCUCCUCACCACCGGCACGCGCAACCUCGCCCUGGACACCGCCUACUGCGCGGAACGAGGCAUCCCUGUCGCCGGCACGCAGCGUCGCCCCCCCGGUAUCAACUCCACCGUGCAACACACCUGGGCCUUGAUCCUCGGCGUGGCGCGACAUAUCGCGCGGGACGACGCGGCCAUCAAACGGGGCGAAUGGCAGGGGUCACUUGGUCUCACGUUGGCGGGCAAAACGCUCGGGUUGCUCGGGGUGGGCAAGUUAGGAGCGCAGGUGGGACGGAUCGCGGUGCAGGCAUUCGGGAUGACGGUGAUCGCGUGGUCGACGAACCUGACGCAGGAGAAGGCGGACGAACAGGCGACGGCGAUGGGAUUACCCGGGGGUAGUUUCACGGCGGUGUCGGACAAGUUGGAGUUCUUUCGGCGGGCCGAUGUGAUUAGUUUGCAUAAUGUGUUGUCGGAGCGGAGUCGGGGGAUAGUGGGGCGGGAAGAGUUGAAGGCGAUGAAGAAGACGGCGCUGUUGGUGAACACGUCACGCGGACCGUUGGUGGAUGAGACGGCGUUGUUGGAGACGCUGAAUGCGGGCGGGAUCGCUGGGGCGGCGUUGGAUGUGUUUGAGCCGGAGCCGUUGCCGGUGGAGAGUGUGUGGAGGACGACGGCGUGGGGGAAGGAUGGGCGGAGUGAGGUUUUGUUGACGCCGCAUAUGGGGUAUGGUGAUGAGCAGAUCCAUGGGUGGUAUGAGGAGGUGGCGCAGAAUUUGGAGCGGUGGUUGAAUGGGCAGGAAUUGACGGUGCGGUUGAAUUGAGUUUAAUUGAAGUGUUUGUUUCGAAUAGAAUGGAAGAAGGUAGAGCCAUCAUGAGCGCCAUCUGCAGAGUGCAGCCAUAGUGAGGAUCUAAUGCAGGCUGCCAACCAUUACGUG
Aspergillus ibericus CBS 121593 is the source of this 1250-nucleotide messenger RNA. Its product is annotated as D-2-hydroxyacid dehydrogenase family protein. The transcript has a single exon. Lineage: Eukaryota; Fungi; Ascomycota; Eurotiomycetes; Eurotiales; Aspergillaceae. The record is from RefSeq and is a predicted model, not a curated record. Bases 111 to 1136 code for a protein of 341 amino acids. Gene Ontology annotation, molecular function: NAD binding; oxidoreductase activity, acting on the CH-OH group of donors, NAD or NADP as acceptor.